UCAGUUCGAGCCCGUACUCUGGCCCAUUUCAGCCGCGGUGGCUCAUUUAAGCUACGGCGUUCGGCCUGUUGAAGGCGACAUCACGGGUUCCAUUGCUCACCACUGCAGGCGCAUUCCGAUGGAGGCAAAGCGCUCCUGCAAGCGCCUCGAUACCGAGCCCCUUUGACGAGCGUGUCGCGCCGCUGGGUCCGAGGCUGUGCGGAGGCACCAUGGGAUUGUCGUGGACGCACCUGUGGCUGCUCGUGUGGAAGUGCUACGUGAUCGUGGUGAAGCGCCACUGGGUCGCCUUCAUAAUGGAGCUGGUGGCGCCCGCCGCGGUGUCCCUGACGCUGGUGUUCUCGCGCCAGUACAUGGACUACUCUCGCGUGCGGAACGUGACGUACUUCGAGCCGUUCCCCGUGCAGAGGCUGCCGCCGCGCUUCCACGUGCCACCGCCCAGCGCUCCUCGCUGGUUGCUGCUCUACGCGCCGGACACCAACGCCACCGCAGCUGUGCUCGGGGCGAUGGCCGAAAAUUCCAACCCGCCUCUGAUGGUGCAAGGAUUCGAGACGGAGGAGGCUAUGGUAAACCACUACAUGGCCGCCAUGGCGCACCGGGACUCCAUCCUUGGAGGCGUCGUGUUCGUCGGCCUCAACCUGAACGCGAGUGGGACAUUGCCGCUGGACAUCAAUUUCAAGAUCCGACUCAAAGCGGCCCCUCGGAUGAGGCUGUCGCAGGCGGAGCCCUACCAGUCGUGGAGCACCGACAGCAACUUUCCCAUGUUGCCUUUGUUCUCGCCGCGUCAUCCUGAGACCAAGUUUGACGGUAGCCCAGGUUAUGUGGCCGAGGGCUUCCUGUACCUACAGCAGCAGGUGUUCAAGCACACACUCGAGUUCCUGCAGGCGCAGGAGCAGCACUACUCGGACGAGCCUCCCCCGGUCACGCACCUGCGGCUACAGCGGUUCCCGCUACCGCCGCACACAGUAGACAGCUUCUACUUUAUCGUCCACUACUUCCUGCCAAUCAUUGUGCUGCUCAGUUACAUCUAUCCCUCGCUGGCCGCCGUCCGUCAGGUCGGCUACGAGAAGGAGUCUGGCAUGAAGGACCUGCUUGAGAUGAUGGGCGUGAACCCCUGGCUAAAUUACGCGGCCUGGUUCUUAACCACGUUGGCCGUGAUGACUGCCAGCUCCGGGCUGCUGGUGAUCGUAGUCACGGCGCCGCUCUCGAGCCACGGGCCUGUGCUGCGCAACAGCGACCCGGUCGUCUUUUUCCUGCUACUUGUUGCGUAUUCGGCCAGCUCCACUUCGUUCUCAUUUUUCGUCGGAUCCUUCUUCAACAAAGCGAACACUUCGGUGGCGGCACUGGCCGUGGCUUACAUCACGACCUUCUCGCCCUUCCUGUUCUUCUUCUCGCUUAACGACGACCACACGCUUCCCACAUUGGUGGCCGGCUGUCUGCUUUGCAACACUGCACUGCCCGUGGGCAUCACCGUGACCACGUUACUCGAAGCGAGUGGUGACGGUAUCCAGUGGCACAACCUUGACGUGAACCCCAGCCCUGGUCAAGGCCUGUCGUUGAUGUCGGUAAUACUGCUGCUUGUCUUCGAUACAUUUAUGUACAUCGUGGUGCUCUGGUACGUCGAGGUGCUGGCCGCUAGUCAGCCGAGGAUCAGCUGGCGACUGUCUCUGGUAAAGCCUGAAGACCACGUCCCCACAGCCGCUGAGACCGAGAAACAAGAGAAUAUGCAAAAGGAAAACGCAGAAAUAUUCUUCGAAGAGUUUGCUUCCAAGGAGCCUGCUGGAGUUCGGCUCGUCAACCUCACUAAGGUGUACGGCAAGACUACGGUGGUGAGCAACAUAAACUUGGAGGCGUCCAAAGGGUACAUAACAGUUCUGCUCGGUCACAACGGCGCUGGCAAGACUACGACCAUGCGAAUGAUCACCGGACAGCUGACUCCUUCAAGUGGUUCGGUGUUCAUCGAGGACCAGGACGUGAGCGUGAAUAGCCGGGCGGCACACCAAGGUUUGGGCUUAUGUCCGCAGAACGACAUCCACUUCUUAGAGAUGACUGUCUUCGAGCACCUCUACUUCUUCUCCAGGCUGAAGAAGGUUCCGUACAGCGAUGUCCACGAGCAGACGUUCAACCUGCUCGUUCUGAUGAACAUGGUGUCCAAGACGGACACUUUCGCCAAGCACUUGUCCGGGGGCAUGAAACGGAAGCUGUCCAUAGCCAUGGCGCUCAUUGGACACUCCAAGGUGGUGAUCCUGGACGAGCCAACGGCUGGCAUGGACCCGGCUGCCCGGCGCGAUAUGUGGGACCUGCUCCUGUCGGAGAAGGCACAACGCACCAUACUGCUCACCACGCAUUCAAUGGAAGAGGCUGACGCCAUUGGGGAUCGCAUCGCCAUCAUGGCCAACGGCAUUAUCCAGUGCUGUGGCUCGCCCUUCUUCCUUAAGAAGAACCUUGGCGCAGGCUACCACAUGGCGAUUCUGAAGACGCCGAACUGCGACCCGCGCGCCGUGAUGGACGAGGUCGCGGCGUUCGCGCCGUCGGCCGAGCUCGAGAGCAACGUGGGCGCCGAGAUGGCGCUGCGCAUCGGGCGCGGCGACCAGCCGGUCUUCAAGCACCUCUUCAGCCACCUCGAGGAGAACAAGGAGAAGCUCGGCAUCGCCAGCUUCGGCGUCUCUGUCACCACGCUCGAAGAGGUCUUUCUUCGAGUUGGCGAUUACGCUGCCACAGCAAUGUCAAGACUUCGGAUGCCAGAGCCUGAUCAACUGCGCGACACUGAAGCCGACACGCUUCUGGGCGCGCUGCACUUCACGGACCCGCUGCGCCACGGAAGCCGGGGGGACAGCAGCGCCCCCCCGCGGCGCAACGGCGGCUCGCGGCUGCUGCUGCAGCAGACGUGGGGCCUGCUCGUGCUGCACUCGCUGCAUAGCCGGCGCAACUGGGCCUUCACGCUGUCGCAGCUGCUCGUGCCGGUGUUCGUGGUGGCCUACACGCUCACCUGGAUCGACAGCCUGCCCAAGGUGCACAAGCCGGGGCCCCGCGUGCUCGACGUGAACCAGGUUUUCGCCAGCGACGUGCCGUACGCCUUCCACGGAGGGGCGUCUGCCUCGCUGGCCAAGCAGUUCAAAAAGCAGUUCUCCAGCAAGGUGACUCCAAUACUGGUGGAGGCGGGAAGCGUGGAAAGCUACCUGGUGAACGCAUCCGUGCUAGAAGGCAACACCUUCCUGACGAGCACGCUGAUCGCGGCCAGCUUCGAAGACGAGGAACCAGGUAGCCGCGUUCGCUCGGCUAGGCUUCUGUUCAACAACCAGGUGUACCACACGCCGGCGCUCGCCAUGGCCGCCUACCAGAGGGCGCUGCUGCACGAGACGUUCGACAACGCGUCACUCAAGCUCACCGUGGUCAACCAUCCGUUCCCUCGGGUGGUCGAGGAGAAGGCCAACAAGCUUAUCACAAUGCACCGCGAGAGCUUCCAGAUAGGCCAGCAGACCAUCUUCGGCACCUCGUUCCUGAUCGCCAGUUUCUCGGUGUUCCUGGUGGUGGACCACGUGAGCAACUCGCGCCACCUGCAGCGCAUCUCGGGCCUCAACAUGAUCGCCUAUUGGGCGGCCUACGCCAUUUGGUCGCUGCUCCUCUACAUCUCAUCGUGCCUGCUCGUCAUGUCCACCUUCCGCCUCUUUAACACCCAGGGCUUCACCGAGCUGCGCGAGCGAGCGGUAAUGUUCCUGCUGUUCUUCUACUUCGGCAUCUCGUGGCUGCCCAUGAUCGCGGCGAUGUCGUUCUGCUUCCGCACCCACACGGCCGCCUACGUUCGUAUCGCCACAGUCUUCUUCGCUGCAGGCGUGUGCGGCCUGGUGUUGGUGGCGGUGCUCGAGUGGAGGGGCAAGCCCGGUUUAGAGCACGUGAUCGACACCGUGGACACGGCUUUCACGUACAUGCUGCCGAUGUACGCGCUGGGUCGAGCCUUCUGCAGCCUGUACCGCAACGCGCACUUCAACAUCGUCUGCAACGACUACUACACGCAAAACGUCCUCUGCGAGAUCGCGCCCAACCGGGCGCGCUAUUGCUGCAAGGACUACUGUCGUCAGAACGAGUGCAUCGACUGGCAGCCGGACUUGCUGUCGUGGGGAUCGCCGGGCAUCGCGCGCGCACUGCUGGCGUUCAUCCUGCACGCGCUGCUGGGACUGGCCGUGCUCUGCGCAUGCGAGGCGAAGGCCGGCUUCUUCACCGAGCGGCUCACCGUCAGCGGCUCGGCUAGACGCACGUCGGUCACACCUAACGAGCAGAUGCAGGAGGACGAUGACGUGGCCGAGGAGAAGGAGCGCGUGCUCUCUUCGAGCGUGUCGGAGCUGGCGAAACGCGACGUGCUGGUGCUGCGGCGGCUGUCGCGCGUCUACGGCUCGUUCUGCGCCGUGCACGAGCUCUCGUUCGGCGUGCGCAAGGGCGAAUGCUUUGGCCUGCUCGGCAUCAACGGCGCCGGCAAGACGACCACCUUCAACAUGCUCACCGCCACCAUCGGGCCUAGCGCUGGCGAGGCCUUCGUCGACGGCUAUUCGGUCACCAGUGAUACGAAGCAGGUUCGCCGGCGGAUCGGCUACUGCCCGCAAACGGACGCGCUGCCGGGCUUCCUGACAGGCCGCGAGGUGCUGACGCUGUACGCGCGCAUCCGGGGCAUACCCGAGAACCGCCUCGGGGUCGUGUGCCGCGCGCUCGCGCAGCUCUUCUACUUCACGCCCCACUUGGACAGCACACUGGACACCUACAGUGGAGGCAACAAGCGCAAGGUGAGCACAGCGGUGGCGUUCAUGGGCAGCCCGCAGCUGGUGAUUCUGGACGAGCCGUCCACCGGUAUGGACCCGGUGGCCAAGCGCUGCGUUUGGAACACGCUGCAGGAGCUCAUCGUCCGCGGCUGCAGCAUCAUUCUCACCUCCCAUAGCAUGGAGGAGUGCGAGGCCAUGUGCAGCCGGCUGGCGAUCAUGGUGAACGGCCGCCUGUGCUGCCUCGGCUCGCCGCAGCACCUCAAGAACAAGUUCGGCAGCGGCUACUCCAUCAUGAUCAAGGUGGCCGGCGCCAAGCCGUCGGCCACCUCGCUCACGUCGCACAGCUCGUUCAGCAGCAAGGACGAGUCGUUGGGCACCGAGGUGGACGGCGUCAAGAACUACAUGCAGGCGCGGUUGCCGGGCAUCGAGCUGAUCGGCGCCCACAACGGGCUGCUCGAGUUCCAUCUGUCGGCGCCUGACUUGAGCUGGGCCGAGGUGUUCGACGUCAUGGACCAGGCCAAGGGCGUCUUCAACGUGGCCGACUACUCGGUGGCGCAGCUCACGCUCGAGCAGGUCUUCCUGCACUUCGCCAUGCUCCAGCGGGAGGACAACAAGUGACGACGUCGAUGCGUGCCAUUGUGUCGCCUCAUGUGCAUUGGCUGCUUUCAAUAUCGAUCCGUGCACAUCCGUCUGCAGCCGCAAGUGUGCGUCGUGUCGCGAGCUCCUGUGGCUCGGGACAAUCGAGCCUCGAACGAGAUUGCAAUUUCCACAUGAUAAGUUCUACAGCAUUACAGUGCGGCUUUAUUUGUACAUUUUCAUACUUUUAUGGCUCGAGUGUACAUGACGGGUUGUAGCUUUGGCGUUGACAGGUGUUUUUUCUUUAGCUUCUUAUUAUUCUUUUCUUCUGUUUCUUCUAGAUUCGAAUUAUCCGAUUCUGUCGCUGCGCUCAAAGUGCCGAACAAUGAUAAAGGUGCGCACAUAUCUUAAGCGAAUUCUUGUACAUGUUUUGACGAUGUGAUAGCGCUGUCGAGACUUGCUCGACUCUUGUGUGUGACAACGAAAGAUCGGUCGGUGCCGCAGCAGCACAACGGCGGAAGCGUGCCACGGACAUGCGCCCGAAACCAACCUGGGAAUGUUUGCGCAUGUUGAACGCUUUCAGAGUACCAGCCAGGCCACACAUGCAGGCUUUGUGCGGCGCAUACGCAUACACGGUGUUUUCGGAACCGCUUGUCGUCAAACUGCCGUAACUGAAACGUCAUCCGCGUACGUUGGUUCCUGCUUGUGGCCCUCAACCAAAUGCACACACGUGCACUUGAUGCUGUGUACAUUGAUGCCGUGUUUUAUGGAAAAAGUGCGCGUAAUUCUCUGCAAGUAUUCGCACUUGUCUUUCAGUGCGAAAUGGAAGCAUCAUUCCUUCCGAGCCAUUCAUGAGGUGGGCAACCACUUCAGCUCCGGUUGUUCCGCUUCGGGUCUGUUCUUGCUACUUACGCUUUUUAUACGGUUUGCACAUAAAGCAGAACACGCUGUUCUGUGUUCUGCCUGGAUGUUCUGUCGCACAAAUAUUGAUGCAAAACACUGACAACCACGUGAGAGUUGCUGAUGUUAUGGUAAGCUUGUUUUGUAGUUUCGUUUGCCUUGAAACAAUGUCCGAUCUCAACUCCAACGAAUGAAUUCUUGUAGCCCGAUGGCGCGUUCUGCAAUUCUUGAAGGACGUCUCCCUGCGCGGCCUCGGGAGUUGUUUCCGCACGUUACCAGACCUCGAUGGUUAAUUGAAGCGUUUAUGGUUAAUUUAUUGUGCAUAAACAAUCCACUGCUACAACAUGCCGCGCCGGCCCAGCAUAACUGCUAGCGGUUUACACAGACCAGUUUUGCGCUUCUCGUAGCCUUUAAAAUGAUAAUGCAGUAACUUGGAAGGCAAAGCUAGGAUAGCUUGCACGCUGUGGCAUGAGAGAGUAACGGCCGCAAAAGUGCAGCUUGGCGUAAGGCCACAUCACCACGUUCGGGCCAAUCUCUUGCGGAAUGGCCCAACAGCGCAAGAACGAUGACUUGUAAGUCGCGAACCUUUAAACCGCUUGCAUUUUGUUCUUGCUUCGAUUAUUGCAUUUCCCUUCGCACCACCCAAAGAUGCGAUAGAAGUGCGCUUUCGAUCAAAGUGCGUGUUCUUGGGGCUACACGGCAUUCAUUCCACGAGAUCGAAAUAGCCUGAGCGUCGUAUCGUAGUGAUCUUGCUUAUGUCAUCUUUUACCAUACGAUUUGGCUGUAUGCCUUUGCCAGGUGUGUCAGACUGACGGUGCAUGUGUGCUGCAGAAAAAGAAGACAAUUCCCGGCGGUGAAUGUUCAGUCCAUUUCGUGAUCUAGGAAUAUAUGCAUUACCGCGAUACUUUCCUACAAUACUAGAGGAGACUGUAGCGCUAAGUGUCUACGAAAGCUGCGAGCGGGGGCUCCUAGCUUGACACGCAUGACGGCUACACGGUCACCAUUAUCCACUAUCAUUCAAAAACACGUGUCUGUUGGCAAUAACAAUAAAGAUUGACUUUUCGCUUCA
Molecule: messenger RNA, 7293 nt
Organism: Dermacentor albipictus
Lineage: Eukaryota; Metazoa; Arthropoda; Arachnida; Ixodida; Ixodidae
Source: RefSeq, a predicted model, not a curated record